AUGGUGUCGAGUAUAACUAGUGUCCAAGAAUAUGAAGAUAUAACUCUGGGUAAAAAUGUUGAUCCUUCUACAUUAAUUGUGAUUGAAUUUGGGUCAGUAACUUGUACAAACACUCAAAUGAUGAAUUCAGUUGUGGGUAAGUUUCAAGCGGAUUUCAAAAAAUCGUUCAAACUUUAUAAGUUGAAUAUAAAAGAGUUUCCAGAGAUAGCAAAAAGUUUGAAUAUUAAAUCGACUCCAACUUAUAAAUUUUAUAAAAAUGGUAAAGAUAUACUUAAAUUUGUUGGUGCUGACCCUGCAAGUAUUAGAAAAUUAAUAGUUGCUAAUGUAUAA
Molecule: messenger RNA, 330 nt
Organism: Tetrapisispora phaffii CBS 4417
Lineage: Eukaryota; Fungi; Ascomycota; Saccharomycetes; Saccharomycetales; Saccharomycetaceae
Product: thioredoxin family protein
Exons: 1
Coding region: 1-330 (109 amino acids)
Source: RefSeq, a predicted model, not a curated record